Molecule: messenger RNA, 786 nt
Organism: Orycteropus afer afer
Lineage: Eukaryota; Metazoa; Chordata; Mammalia; Tubulidentata; Orycteropodidae
Source: RefSeq, a predicted model, not a curated record
AUGAGCAGGGUGACACCUGAGGGGCUGGGCCUCCACAAGCGAGUAGGACACUCGCGAGAGCGCCGAGUGUCAGGCAGCCAGGGCAGCCUGGGGCACCACGAGGCCUACUCGGGAAGUGAGAGGGGAAUGAGUCACAUUGGGCCAGUCAAGGAGUUUCGUGUGGAAAUCUGCGUUACCGCGCUGCCUUGCCUGAAUCUAGGGACUCAGGGUUCCUACCUGCACAUUCCAGUGAAUGGUCGCCAAAUCACGGAGGUGCCCGAGUUUCAGCUCAGCACCCGGGCCUGGCAGAGCCUCAGAAGAGCGCCCGUCGCGCUCCCACCCCACCUUUGCCUACGGCGGCUGGGAAGGUCGGCGCAGGAGUCAGGGCGGAAGAGCCGCCCCCUGCAUGCUGCCUGGUCCGCGAGUACGCAGGCGCGGCACCGACGCUCCCGGGAGGUCACUUCUUUCCGUUUCCUAGCAACGGCUGGAAGCUUUGUUGACAUCUCUUGCAGCAGUGGCGCCGGACUGAGCGAAGGCUCCUGCCGCCAACGCCAUGGGGUCAGUGAACCAUUGCUGGAUGCCAAGUCCGGGGUCACCAACCAGCUUGUAGAUUCUCAGUGGAAGCUGGGUAUGGCUGCGAGCUCGGACAGUGGCAGAUCUCUCAAGUAUCCUUAUGUUGCAGUGAUGCUAUAAGUGGCAGAUCAUUCGGACCAAAUAAAGAACAAGUCCCUUGAGAUGACAAUACCACAGUUGCACAGUUUCUACAGACAGUUCAAAGAAAUUGCUGCAAUUACAGAAACUGUAUGA